GGGCCGGGCGUCCAGGAGAGGAGCGCAGCUGGCCUCGCAGCCACCGCCACCGCCACCGCCACCGCCACCACGGGCUUGGAGUCUCGGCUGAGAAGGGCGCGCGGAGCAGCGAGUCAGAGUCGCCCCCCGGGAGGUGUUGCCGGGCCUCCUCAGUUCCAGCACCCGGCACCACUGGGGCAGAGGAGAGAAGAGACAACGAAGCUCCGCUUUUCUGGAGACGUGAGGCAUCCCUGCGAUCCAAGCCAACGCGGAAAGCAACACUUUCCCCCGGCCGGGAGCCUAGAAAGCGCCGGGCAGCGAGAAGCUUCCUUCAGGACGCCCUAAGAAGCCUCCAGCCCCAGGCGACAGCGGGCACUCGCAGGGCUCGGGCGCAGGACUUGGGGACUCCUUCGUGGUUCUCUGCCGAGCGCAGCCCCGGCGGCAGUGAGGAGGAACGGGCCCAGAGGGACGGAAAAGAGGAAGCAGCCGUUGCGCGACCACUCACCCCAGUACACACCCACCCCGCCCGCCAAGCCAAGAGCCGCCUUGCGCCUCUGGGGGCGCUCGUUCCUUGGCGCCUUCUCUCCGGUGUCCCAGCACCCCUGGGCCAGGCUGGUGGGGUCCUUAGGGAUGUCUAAAUCAGGCAUGGUGGACGAGUGGCCCCUCUCCCAAGACGAGCGCAAAAGCUGGGGUUAGACGGAGCAAGGGGGACUCAGCGCAGGGUCCCCCCAGGUCCGGGACGAAGAGAAGCGGGCGCAGCGCCCAGGGGCUGGAGAAGGGGCUCUGUGUGGGGAGGGGGCCCUCCGGAGAUAGAGCCCGUGGUCAGUCAUCCCCCAGGAAGACUCGGCGUGCGGAGAGUCUGGGAGGCGCCCGGGAGAGGCCAGUGCCAGCAGCGACAGGCCGAGGCUGCGCUCGGUCCCGGGCGGGCGCCCGCGGAGGCGGCGGCGGAGGCGCCUGGCGGGCAUGCCGCGCCACCGGAGCUCCUUUCGGGCGCACGCUUCCCUGGUACGGGUUGUGCGCGGUAGCCGCCGCUCCCUCUGUUGCUGCGGACUCCCAUGGCGGCUCCGCCCGGCGCCAGCCGCGGGCUGAAUGAAUGAGCCGGAGCGGCGGAGCCGGGCUGCCCGCGGCCGCGCUCACCGGCCCGGGACGCUUCCGCAUGGCCCGCGAGGUGGCAGCGGCCGGGCAGCCCGGGGGUGGCAGAGGCGGAGAGCGGGCGCUGCAGGGGCCGGGGGUUGCCCGCAGGGGGCGGCCGUCUCUGAGCCGCGCUAAACUGCACGGGCUGCGGCACAUGUGCGCGGGACGCACCGCGGCGGGGGGUUCCUUCCAGCGGCGGGCGUUAUGGGUGCUGGCCUUCUGCACGUCCCUCGGCUUGCUGCUGUCCUGGUCCUCAAACCGCCUGCUGUACUGGCUCAGCUUCCCGUCGCACACGCGGGUGCACCGCGAGUGGAGCCGCCAGCUGCCCUUCCCGGCCGUCACCGUGUGCAACAACAACCCGCUACGCUUCCCGCGCCUCUCCAAGGGGGACCUCUACUACGCUGGCCACUGGCUCGGGCUGCUGCUACCCAACCGCACGGCGCGCCCGCUGGUCAGUGAGCUGCUGCGGGGCGAUGAGCCACGCCGCCAGUGGUUCCGCAAGCUGGCCGACUUCCGGCUCUUCCUGCCCCCGCGUCAUUUCGAGGGCAUCAGCGCCGCCUUCAUGGACCGUCUGGGCCACCAGCUGGAGGACAUGCUGCUGUCCUGCAAGUACCGCGGCGAGCUCUGCGGUCCGCACAACUUCUCCUCCGUGUUUACAAAAUAUGGGAAGUGUUACAUGUUUAACUCAGGCGAGGAUGGCAAGCCUCUGCUCACCACGGUCAAGGGGGGGACGGGCAACGGGCUGGAGAUCAUGCUGGACAUUCAGCAAGAUGAGUACCUGCCCAUCUGGGGAGAGACAGAGGAAACGACGUUCGAAGCAGGAGUGAAAGUUCAGAUCCAUAGUCAGUCUGAGCCACCUUUCAUCCAGGAAUUGGGCUUUGGGGUGGCUCCAGGGUUCCAGACCUUUGUGGCCACACAGGAGCAGAGGCUCACAUACCUGCCCCCACCCUGGGGUGAGUGCCGAUCCUCAGAGAUGGGGCUCGACUUCUUUCCUGUUUACAGUAUCACCGCCUGUCGCAUUGACUGUGAGACGCGCUACAUUGUGGAGAACUGCAACUGCCGAAUGGUCCACAUGCCAGGGGAUGCCCCUUUCUGCACGCCGGAGCAGCACAAGGAGUGUGCAGAGCCUGCUCUAGGUCUGCUGGCAGAAAAGGACAGCAAUUACUGUCUCUGCAGGACGCCCUGCAACCUGACCCGCUACAACAAAGAGCUCUCCAUGGUGAAGAUCCCCAGCAAAACAUCAGCCAAGUACCUGGAGAAGAAAUUUAACAAAUCAGAAAAAUAUAUCUCAGAGAACAUCCUUGUUCUGGAUAUAUUUUUUGAAGCUCUCAAUUACGAGACAAUUGAGCAGAAGAAGGCGUAUGAAGUCGCUGCCUUACUUGGUGACAUCGGUGGUCAGAUGGGGUUGUUUAUUGGUGCUAGUAUCCUUACAAUACUAGAGCUCUUUGAUUAUAUUUAUGAGCUGAUCAAAGAGAAGCUAUUAGACCUGCUUGGCAAAGAGGAGGAUGAAGGGAGCCAUGAUGAGAAUGUGAGUACUUGUGACACGAUGCCAAACCAUUCUGAAACUAUCAGCCACACUGUGAAUGUGCCCCUGCAAACGGCCUUGGGCACCCUGGAGGAGAUCGCCUGCUGACACUGCUCGGGCUACCCAGCACCCUCCAAACAGACCUUAAGGCCCAAGACCCAGGACAGGGGACAGCAAGCUCAGGUGGAAUGGCCCCUGAUGACGGAAAGAAGCAAGAGCCCCCUAUGCACACAUUGCAAACUUCUACCAAACCUCGCUCCAGCCACGUCUGACAUGAAGAAGCGUCCCUGGGCCCCGCUGUGCGUCCCUCAUAGGAGAGAUGAGUCACACUCCGGAACUGUCCCAGAACCAACCUGCCAUCACAUCUCACUGCCAGAUGUAUAAAGCACCUGCAUGCUCGGACUUCUUACAGCGCCACUCUCCAUCUGUCUUGUACAUGGCUCCUCCAUGUGGUUUCCAGCAUCCACUCUGGCCUGUGUGCAGUGGGACCAGAUUCCAACUGGUCUGUGAGGCCAGGCUGGAGUCAAAACUGCACAAUCGAGAGGAAAAUCACAGAACUCGACUAUGUUGGAUCCUUGUGUAGUUUGUGAAGGUUCUUAUUCUGUCCACAAACCCCUCCCCCCCCAAAUGGGCCAUGGGGAUCUGGCACUGAAGGUGACCAACACCAACCUCCCCCCAACCCCAGCACCUGUGAAGGUGACACAGUGACCUGGGUGACCCCAGUAUCAUCCAUGGAGCUACAUCAUUCUUCUCUCCCUGACACAGCUUGUACAGUCUGAUUCUUUUUUAUUUGGGGGACUUUUUUGUUUGUCUGUUGGAGGUUUAUUUUGUUUUGCUUCGUUUUAUCGUUUUGGGUUUUGAUGUUCUGAGGUUUGGUUUGCUUUUUUCCAUUUUCUUUGGAGUUUAUUUAUUCGUGCUUCAAAUCACAGUCAUAUUAAAAGCUGGUCUUGUGGAAA
Octodon degus (degu) is the source of this 3594-nucleotide messenger RNA. RefSeq names its product acid sensing ion channel subunit 2 (gene Asic2). Gene Ontology annotation, molecular function: ligand-gated sodium channel activity. The record is from RefSeq and is a predicted model, not a curated record. Gene Ontology annotation, biological process: sodium ion transmembrane transport. Gene Ontology annotation, cellular component: membrane. NCBI's taxonomy places the organism in Eukaryota, Metazoa, Chordata, Mammalia, Rodentia, Octodontidae. The transcript is spliced from 10 exons. Bases 1073 to 2746 code for a protein of 557 amino acids.